Paramecium octaurelia is the source of this 780-nucleotide messenger RNA. The record is from the annotation of a GenBank genome assembly. NCBI's taxonomy places the organism in Eukaryota, Ciliophora, Oligohymenophorea, Peniculida, Parameciidae.
AUGCCAUUAUAGGCUGAAUCUACAGAACCUAUGGCAGCAUUGGCUUCCUUGAUAGAAAUUUGCAUGGUCGUUAAAUGUAAAUAUAAUUUUUUAUUUUCAAACUUCAUCAAAAUAGUCAAAUCUAUGGGAAUUUCUUAUAAACUAGCAUCAAAGAUUAAUUUUAAAGCCACAACAAGGGUUAAUAAAAGUAAAUAAUAUGUAUAUGCAUUAACUACAUUAUACCAUAUAAAACAAUAGAAAGAGAUAAUUUAUAUUGAUGAAACAGGAUUAGGUAAGGAUUACAUUAGACCUAAAGUUUGGUGUAAGAAAAAUUAAUCAUUUUUUAUUGAUAGAAUGGAUAUUAGAGAUAGGAUAAACAGAAUUGGGGGAAUCAGCAAGGAUCUUUUAUUGUAUUAGUGCGUAAGAUGCAAUGUGAAUGCAGAGCUCAUUAAAAAUUACCUAAUUAAAUUAGUUCAUGUUUGUAAUUAGCAAUAUGGAUUGAGUAAUUAUGUCUUCGUGUUUGAUAAUGCUUCAGUUCAUAAGGAAAAUAACCUGACUAAAGAGGUUUUAAAAUAUGUUAAUCAUGUCUAUUUGCAUCCAUAUAGUCCAAAAUUAAACCCUAUUGAGUAUGUGUGGAGUGACUUGAAAAGAAGAUUAUCAAAACAAGAUUGUCGUACAAGUUUAAAAUUGAAUUAAGAAAUUCACAGCUGCUUUUCUCAAAUAAAACAAAAGAAUCUAAAAAAUUAUUAAGAAUCAGUGUAUUCAGUUCUGUAAAAGUGCUUGUUAAGAAAAGAAUUGUGA